GAUCGACAGCACUUUUUGACAAGCCAUCGCAAGUCGCGGGCGCGUUAUAUGGUCAUGUUGAUCACCUAGUCAUUCAUCAAGGCGCUGCAACCGUCGGCAGCUUGACAAAACAACUUGGAUCGUUGCCAGCACACAUGCUGUACGGUGGAUCACACUUUCAAAAAGCUGGAAAAUCCUGCUGGGACAAGGUUGCCGGUCUCGGUCCAAAUAUCCAGGCGUGUACAGGUGAAUUCUUCCAGCGUGCCGGUGAACUCUAUCCCUCCAACAAGAUAACGGAAUUAAGGAAGUCUGUGGAUAGCGUCGGCAGCACAGCUACGACACUCUACCAAGUCACCAAAGAAGCCGCAGAACAUCGCGGCAUUCCUCUCUACACCGUAUUGAAAGACCUUGGAAACACCUUCAGUGUCCUAUUUGAAGAGCUCAAGGAACAGUUUCCACCCCCAGAUGAAGCUCCCGGUCAUGAGAAGCGCAUGGCAAUGAUCAACACAGUUCUUGAUCGUAUCGAGGAGUGUUUCCUGAAGGUCGUCGGCAAGCUUGGAGUGAGCAGGGAGCCUCUCGAAAGUCUCACAGGUUCUCUGAAGACUGGUCUUAAACACGUUGUGGUGACUAUUGGAGACGUUAGCGAGCAGCAUCCACACCUUGUUUGGGCCCUCUCGGGCAUUGUGAUUAGCAUGCUAUUUGCCGAAGGUCUUCUUUUCACGAUUCUCCGCAUAGUUGGGUUUGGGCCUUUGGGACCAAUGAAGGGUGGAAUUGCUGCGUGGUUGCAAGGGUGGUUGUUUGGCCCCGCCGUGCCGAAGGGCAGCUGGUUCGCGAUACUUCAGCGCUCCGCCAUGGUAGGAGCGCGGCUGUAGAGCUGGUGCGGUGCGAGGUUCGUCCAUGACUGAAAUCCUCGAGAGUCGAGGCCUGUUACGUUUGUGCAAAUAUAUUAUGUACUUACGCAUAUGAUUUUUGUCGCUCGUUAGUCAGCGUCACAUGUUCAUAGGAGGAAGCACUCUGAUCAGAUCAUGUCUGUGGCCUGGGGGAAUUUGGGUAGCU
Molecule: messenger RNA, 1035 nt
Organism: Suillus bovinus
Lineage: Eukaryota; Fungi; Basidiomycota; Agaricomycetes; Boletales; Suillaceae
Exons: 3
Coding region: 135-851 (238 amino acids)
Source: RefSeq, a predicted model, not a curated record